GGCCUGCUCGCCGGGAUGGAGCUGGAGCGGAUCGCGCUGCCCCCCCCGGGGCCCCUGGAGCUGCCGCUGGCGCUGCUGGAGCUGGGCUGCGCCGGGCGCUUCGAGCUGCUGACGGGACCCCCGGGGCCGGGGGAAGCCCCCCCGCCGCGGUCCACACUGCCCCACGGGCUGCCCCCCUUCGCCCCCCCCCCGGUGUCGGAGCUGGAGCAGCGGUUUUUGGGGACCCCCGAGUGGCUGCCCCCCCAUCAGCACGAGCGGGCCCGCAGGUGGUGGCAGCGGGCGCCGGAGCCCCGGGCCCUCUUUGCGCUGGAGCCCACCCCGGUGGCCGGGGGGCUGCGGGCCGAGCGGGACCCCCACAGCGGCGCCCUGAGGGGCUUCACUGAGGAGCUGCUGCCCGACGUGGGGCUCUCAGCCAAGAACUCGCUGUCGCUGCGCCGGCCCCCCGGCCCCCCCGGGCAGAGCCUGCGGGGCAAUGCCACCAACUUCCCCUUCUGGCCAGGGGGUCUGGACGAGCCCAGCCUGGAGCAGAUCCGCACCCACGGGGAUGAGGAGGAGGAUGUCGAUUUCGAGACUGACCUGCUGGUGACCCCCCCUGGGCUGAAACGUGGCGUCGACUACAAACCCCCAGCGGCGAGGCGGGGGGGGCCGCUGUCCCUCUCCAGCCUCUUGGAGACCCUCGACACGUUCGACCUGGGGGGGGACGAGGCCGACGGGGGCUCAGGGGACACCCAGCCCCCGGCGGGGGGCAGCCCCCCGCCCCCCCUGCGCCACGCCGACAGCCUGGAGGAGGUGCUGCUGAAGGAGGCGGUGGAGCCCCCCGCCCCCCCCCCGGAGCCCCCCGAGGAGCAGUGGGCCAUCCCCAUCGACGCCAGCACCCCCGUGGAGGACUUUGACCAGCGCAUCCCUGACCCCGCUUUCAAGUGGCCCUUCGUGCCCGACCCCUUCCAGCAGCAGGCCGUGCUGUGCCUGGAGCAGGGGCACUCGCUGCUGGUGGCCGCCCACACCUCGGCCGGCAAAACCGCCGUGGCCGAGUACGCCAUCGCCCUGGCCCAGCGCCACAUGACCCGGACUAUCUACACCUCCCCCAUCAAGGCACUCUCCAACCAGAAGUUCCGCGAUUUCAAGAUGACGUUUGGGGACGUGGGGCUGCUGACGGGGGACGUGCAGCUGCGCCCCGAGGCCUCCUGCCUCAUCAUGACCACCGAGAUCCUGCGAUCGAUGCUCUACAACGGCUCUGACGUCAUCCGGGAGCUGGAGUGGGUCAUUUUUGAUGAGGUGCAUUACAUCAACGAUGCUGAGCGCGGCGUGGUGUGGGAGGAGGUGCUGAUCAUGCUGCCCGAGCACGUCAAGCUCAUCUUGCUCAGUGCCACCAUCCCCAACGCCCUCGAGUUCGCCCAGUGGGUCGGCCGCACCAAGCGCCGGCGCCUGCGGGUGAUCAGCACGCGGCAGCGCCCGGUGCCGCUGGAGCAUUUUCUCUACACCGGGAACAGCCCCCGCACCCGCCACCAGCUCUUCCUCCUCCUCGACGCCCGCGGCAACUUCAGCACCCAGGGGUACUACGCGGCCGUGGAGGCCAAGAAGGAACGAACCAGCAAACACGCGCAGACCUUCGGAGCCAAGCAGCCCACCAUGGGGGGCACCGGCCCCGGGCAGGACCGGGGGGUCUGGCUGGCGUUGCUGGGGCUGCUGCGGGAGCGGGAGCAGUUGCCGGUCGUUGCCUUCACCUUCUCCCGGAGCCGGUGCGACGAGCACGCCGACGCGCUGGGCUCCCUCGACCUGGUCUCCAGCGCCGAGAAGGGCCGGAUCCGGCUCUUCUUCCAGCGCUGCAUCGCCCGCCUGCGCGGCUCCGACCGCCGGCUGCCGCAGGUGCUGCGCCUGGCGGAGCUGCUGCAGCGCGGCAUCGGGGUGCACCACGGCGGGGUGCUGCCCCUGCUCAAGGAGGUGGUGGAGAUGCUCUUCAGCCAGGGGCUGGUCAAGGUGCUCUUCGCCACCGAGACCUUCGCCAUGGGGGUGAACAUGCCGGCCCGCACCGUUGUCUUUGACUCCAUCCGCAAACACGACGGCAACAAUUUCCGUGAUCUCCUGCCCGGGGAGUACGUGCAGAUGUCGGGGCGCGCGGGGCGGCGGGGGUUGGAUUCCACCGGCACCGUCAUCAUCCUCUGCAAGGGGCCCGUGCCCGAGAUGGCCGACCUGCACCGCGUGAUGCUGGGCCGCCCCACGCGCCUGCAGUCCCAGUUCCGCCUGACCUACUCCAUGAUCCUCAACCUGCUGCGGGCGCAGGCGCUGCGCGUCGAGGACAUGAUGCGGCGAAGCUUCUCCGAGUUCCCCCUGCGGCGCGACGCCCCGGUACGGGGACGCGGUGGGGGGACGCGGGGGC
Molecule: messenger RNA, 2377 nt
Organism: Aquila chrysaetos chrysaetos
Lineage: Eukaryota; Metazoa; Chordata; Aves; Accipitriformes; Accipitridae
Gene: SKIC2
Product: Ski2 like RNA helicase
Biological process (GO): nuclear-transcribed mRNA catabolic process, 3'-5' exonucleolytic nonsense-mediated decay
Cellular component (GO): Ski complex
Molecular function (GO): RNA helicase activity; ATP binding; RNA binding
Source: RefSeq, a predicted model, not a curated record